Molecule: messenger RNA, 762 nt
Organism: Aspergillus udagawae
Lineage: Eukaryota; Fungi; Ascomycota; Eurotiomycetes; Eurotiales; Aspergillaceae
Product: oxidase ustYa family protein
Exons: 4
Coding region: 1-762 (253 amino acids)
Biological process (GO): mycotoxin biosynthetic process
Source: RefSeq, a predicted model, not a curated record
AUGUUUCUGAAGAACUAUCGGGAUUCCAUCCAUAGCGAUGCCAAUGAUAGGGAGGCACUCAUGAAUGAUAAGCAAUCCGAAUACCUGCAUGAAUCAGUAACAUUCGGUGCCAGAGAGUAUCACCAGCUCCGGAAAAUCAUCAUCAUUCAAUAUAUCAUUAUAGUCUCCCUAUUAGUCUUCGCAAUUGGAGCUGGUAUUGCAGUGUGGAUGGGUCCUGGACUAGGAAUACCUGAUAUGGUUUACUCUCCAGCUCAAGACGUCAUCAGAUACAAGAACGUCGUCUUCAACUCCGGCUGGGGAGAUCAAAUGUCCAUCUACAUGGGCCCACCAUCGGAAGAGAACAAUAAAGCGUGGGAUAAUCUCCAUGUUUCGCCGGCGAUGGUCAAGAUUCCUGCGAGCGACGCAGCGAAAUUGGUUAAUGAGACUGUCCCGAUUCCUGGGGAUUCGGGGUACAGUUCAGGAUACUAUCUGAUUGGACUUGAUGAUAUGCUCCGUAAAGUACUCUGGGGGGUCGAUAUGCAUGACACCAAUGACGAGGAGGCUAUGCAUCACCUAGACCACUGUAUUGAAAUGAUACGUCAAAGUCUCAUGUGUUCAGCCGAUAUCACCGUCGAUGUGUGGGAGUGGAAUGAAGAAAAACAGAUGGUCACUGUGAGGGCGGACAAUAUGCACACUUGUCGGGACUUUGAGGCUAUUCGGCAGUGGGCGCUCGAGAGACCGGCAGGAGAAUUUGAUCGGACGAUACAUCUGCUUGAUUCUUAA